AUGGGACGAAACCGCAAUGGAAGGAAGAAGCAGCUGCUUGGCGUCGAUAAUCAUGAACAGUCUCAAGCCUCGUCGCUUCUUAUAGACUUUGAACACUCGGAUCCACCGGCGGAGAAUGCCACUACCGCUUAUGGUGGCUUAGAUGGUGCUGAGGACGUGGGUGGCGAUGUGGGCGCGUACAUGCAAGAGGAGCCUUAUGCUGACGAGGCGGGCUCUUCUUACGGUGCGCGGGAGUACGCGGAGUCGCCAGCGAUGAGCGGUCUCUCCCAGCAACUGAGGAGUGCCACACUAUCUAUGCCGCCCCCUGCUGAAACCCGCUUCUUCUCCGAAGCCGACUUCAAUGACGACUCGGAUGGAGAGCGCGUUGGCGAUGUUGAUAUACACACGGACGAUCCCGGAGCACGCUACAUCAGCGAGGCGGCGCCAAGUUCGCCCCCUGGUAUAUCCGACGAACUGCCUGCUUCGGGCAAGCAGGUCACUACUCCCAGACCUACGUCGGGCCAUGUUCGGACACCGAGUAUUCCAAAGCGUCCCACUCGCAUGGACAACCUUUCUAAGGCUGUCAAUAACUACGUUCCGUCUUCCCUAGCCAUUGCGAUACCCAGUGCAGCACUCUCGCCACCGCGCGUUGCACGCCCACUCUCUUUUGCCACAUUCAUGUCGCCCACAUCUGAUAACGAGCGCCACUCAAUGCCCCCUGGUCCACCUCCCUCCGAUCCUCGCCGCCAGAGCUGGGGCUCCGACGCUGGACACAAGACUCUAGACGAGGUUCUCAGUCUCGACAACCCGCACUCCGACCCUAGUCAAGCUCCCGGCAUGAUGCGAUACCCCAGCGGUGACGCUGACAAUAGCGAGCGCAUCUUGUGGUCACGAUGGGAUACAGUCGUCGACGGUCCUAUUACCAGGCGUUGGCUUCUUGUGGGAUACCUCCGCGGUAUGCAGAUCUGGGACUGCACCAGUCUCGACGCGCCGAAGGAACUGCUCAAUCUCCCCGACGUUUCUUGGGGUCGUAUCUGGCAAGCCUCCGUACUUCCUUCACCUGCAUCUGGUCCAGAUCAGCUUCAGCGGGCUCGACCGCUCAUUGGUAUCAUAGCCAAGCAGACUUCGCGCGAUCCACGUUUCCUCAUCUACUCUCUCCACUCUCAUGAUAUCAUCAAGACUAUCGCGGCUCCCGGACUGGUUUCAUUCUCAGCAAAUAAUCACUUCAUAGUUCUUAGCACAUCAAACCCAACAUCAAUCACGGUCCUAUCGGCUUGUACAUUUUCCGUCCUGCAUGUAAUAUCUGCGCCUUCGCUCGUCCCGUUCUUCCGGCCUCUACCAACAAACAAUAACGCACAAGAUACCUCUGUACUACUACCCGACAUAGACCCUACGGCGCCUCCAGCAGAUCACGAGCCCCGCCCAGUCUUCGCACUUUCCCACAGGCUUCUUGCAUUCGCAUCAACUCCGCCACGCUCCGAUACGAAGCCUGGUGGCUCAAUCACUACAUCUACUAUCAACCAGGCCGACCUCAGAGAUACAGCUCUGCGCGUCGGCACCACUAUUGGCACGAGCGUACUGAGUGGCAUGCGCUCGCUUGGCGGCAUGGCCAUCACGGCGGCGCGCUCACGCAUGGCCGGUCCUACAGCUCCCAUGCCGGCGCCUCCCGCCAGACCUUUCCAAUCCCGCAGCGCACCUUCAAGGCGCGCUAGCGUAGACAUCUCAGAUGAUGUGCAUCUCCGCGGCGACCCGUCUUCGGCCGCACCAGUGCCUACUGUCGGUAACGCCUUCGUGACAGUCCUCGACCUUCGUCCAUUACUCCAUGACGACAACGGCAAGCCAGAGGGUAUCGCCGAAUGGGAGCCUUCUCAGCGUGCGCACGUUGCUGCCUUGCGGUUCUCCGAGGAUGGUACCCAGGUCGUUGUGGUACCAGAAGAUGGUCAGACGCUCCCUGUCUUUAGGCUUCGCCCUCCUUCACGUGCCAAGCGACGCGUUGCUCAAGACACAGACUCCGUCAUGCCUGAGGAUGGCCAGCCGCAUCAUAUCUACGAUCUUCGGCGUGGUCGCACUUCUGGGCACAUUGAAGUUGUUGAACCUGCUUCUGAUGGCCGCUGGGUUGCGAUUGGCUCUCGCAAGCGCACGGUGCAUGUGUUCGCCACCAAUCCAUACGGUGGUCCUGCAGACGAGCGCAGCCAUGUAAGCGGACGUGUUCUCAACUCGCUCAAGCUGCCCCCUGCCUCGACUACUUCGGUCGCCCCGAUCAAGCGGCUUUACGCACAUAAGCCACCUAUCACGGAAGUCAGCGGCGCGCCUAUUCCACCGCUGGCCUUCACCUUCAUCACUUCUUCCUCUUCGCUCCCGAAGAGCCUCUUACCUCCUUCGGCCCAAUCUCCGCCUUCUUCGCGUCCUACUUCGGCGGGCUCUUCACCUAGUCCUGAGCCUUUAUCUCCGGUAGGACGACGGCGGCCGACGAACUAUCAAGAUCUGCUCAGCUUCGAUCCAGUUCACGGCACGCUCACGCUCUACCGGCUUUUCAUUGAGACGCGUGGGGCAGAAGGGAAUGCUCUGGUUGUCCCGGGUACUGGCUACUCGUUGCCGCUGACGAGUAUAUCGCUACCGGCACGACCGUCUUUCGCCGGCUCGAGCAAGACACCCGUGUCUGCACUCAGCAAGAUGAUGGAACGCUCAUCUGAGCUGAUUGCGCGUGAGGCAGAGGUCGCGGUGUGGCCACUUCGUCGUGCACGAGACUGGGAGGCCCUGCGCACGCCGCUCUCGUUGCAAGUCCCUUCUGCGAAGAAGCGCGUGGUUCUAUCCUCCAAGCCCAGCUGGCUUGCGUACGCCGAACUGCAGACAAGUUCUUUGUCGAAGCGAAUCAUGCCUCGCACCAUUUACCUUCAACACCAGUUCUCGUUCUUCGCGCUCAAUGACGACUAUCAUGGUUUGCUGCGUCGUCACAAGUACAACCUCGCGGGCAGGGUUAUAGCUGUUCGUCGCGCUGUUUCCGUCAGUGCGCAUCCGACGAGUGCCGGCGACGCAGCAUUCUUGGCCCACGAGCAUGGCGGCACUCCAGCUUCUUUCGACGAAUCCCUUUCGAGUGCCAUCACCAGCAGCUUGGAAUAUCCAUCUAGUCCACCCGUCAUACCCAUGUACCCGAAUGGCGCCCCUGGCACUUCAGGAUCGUUCAAGAACUCUCUGCCAAUUCAUCGUAUGGCCGACAACGUGACUGAUGGUAUCGGCCGACUACGCUCUCAAAUCGGUCGUGUACGUUCACCGCGCGUACUUCCCUCGCGUGGCGAACAAACAAGUACCUCAGUACCUCUGGAGUUCGACGAAGAGGAUGAAGACUUCGUGCUUGAACGGGGCGGAAGACGGAUGGAAGACGACGCCCUUUCGCACGCAACGAGCCAAGACGACGGACCGUCUGUCAGCACGCCAUCAAGCGGUGCAGAUGUCUUGGAUAAUGCGCGGGGUCAUGAAGCGCAUGUCGAGGAGUCAGAUCCCUGGCCAUCCUGGGAACACGCCGUUGACGAGGUUGAGCCUUUCGAUGAGAUCUCUGCGGUGGGAUUCAUGGAUGAAGAGCACGAUGCGCAUAGCGCGGGUCUUCAACGCACGGUAACGGCGAAGGCGAGCAAGAAGAAGCGGCGAGCGCGCGGUGUUCCCGAUGCGACGCUUACGUAG
This is a messenger RNA of Peniophora sp. CBMAI 1063, 3657 nucleotides long. Lineage: Eukaryota; Fungi; Basidiomycota; Agaricomycetes; Russulales; Peniophoraceae. The record is from the annotation of a GenBank genome assembly.